Molecule: messenger RNA, 1761 nt
Organism: Bicyclus anynana (squinting bush brown)
Lineage: Eukaryota; Metazoa; Arthropoda; Insecta; Lepidoptera; Nymphalidae
Product: mitochondrial import receptor subunit TOM40 homolog 1-like
Exons: 3
Coding region: 1-1143 (380 amino acids)
Biological process (GO): protein import into mitochondrial matrix
Cellular component (GO): mitochondrial outer membrane translocase complex; mitochondrial outer membrane
Molecular function (GO): transmembrane protein transporter activity
Source: RefSeq, a predicted model, not a curated record
AUGCACAGAACUGAAAAUGGAUCGAAGUUCUAUAUGCCAUCUCUGUACGAUAUUUUAAAGUUAACUAAGACGGAAACUAUCUAUGCAAAAUCAAAUCCCGGUAGUCCUAGAAAAGAAACUCUUCCAUGUUCUGACGGCCCGUCCCCUCCACCUGGAGGGGGCGACGCGCCGCCCGUACCAAAGUGUGCGUGCAGAGUCACAGAUGAAACGAAGUCUGCAAGCAAUAGAGGGAAAACUGGGGCAGGGGUUACGGGGUCUCGUACAGGUCGCAUUUGCGAGAGGCGUAAGGAACCCGCUCUGCCGGCAGGAGCAACUAACCCAGGGUUGCUUCGGCACAUCCAUAAUGCCGCCAGAUACAGACUACCGCAGUGUUUUGAAGGCGCGUGUGUGUCCCUGAAACAGAGUGCUCAGAACAACUGGGUGCUCGGACACUCUAUGUCGUUUAGUUCUGUGACUCCGGGCGGUUACAAAGUCCUAUUAUCAUACGUAGAUAAAAGCAAGCCUAUAGGCUUACCGUACUUCGUAAUGGAAGCGGCGCCGGGCGGACAAAUGAGUUGCGAGAUACGGGUGGGUCCCUCCCAGGGUACCAGGGCCACAGUCGUCGCGCAGAUGGCCGAUGGCCAAUUAUACAGUUUUGAAAGCAUCUUGGACGCCUACUUCAACAAUUUUACAAUGUCUAUUAUUGGUGUGAACCGUGAAUUUAUUGCUCUACAUUACUUACAGGCUGUAACAGAUCAGAUAUCGCUCGGUGCGGAGGUGGUGGCGCGCGGCCAGGCGUCGGAGUUGAGCUCAUUGUCGGCCGCCGCGCGCUGGUCCGGCGACAAGCACUCCGUGAGCGCCACUCUCGGUAACAGAGGGCUCGACGUGUGCUACGCGCGAGACAUCAAGCCCUACCUCACCGUCUCCUCAAUGCUAGAAGUGGGGUUCACAAUCCGGCGAGCUGUAGCGACGUUGGCCUACGAGUGGCACACGCCAGCGUGGACAGUACGCGGGUCCGUGGACUCUGACGGACUGGUGGGCGCCACGCUGCAGAGGGCGCUGGGCGGGAACAACGCGCAGCUAGCGUGCGCUGUAUCCGCACUACUUAAUCAUCCUAAUGAUAAAUUUCGUCUCGGAUUCGGUGUCACUGGCUCUAUUGUAUGAUUUUAUUAGAACUGCAUGUCUAUAUAAGCUAUUUUUGUUUAUGGUCCAAUGUAUGUAAUGUAGACCUAUCUAUGUAGCGUGCAAAAGGUUUUUUAUAAAGCACUAAAACUGCUUUUGCACAGAAGGCGUCGCUCAUCGCUGCAACCACGACCACUCUGCCAAGAGUGUACGAUUAAGAAGAAGAAAACUGCUUUUAUCCGUUGAUACAUGUCAUAUUGUAGUAAUCAUUGUAAAUCGACAUUCGGGGAGGUACUAUCGCCAGGUUUAUUCCUGCCACAGUAUUGCUGUUUCAGUCUGAAUAGUGGUAUCGUAUGAAGUUUCAGAUAUGGAACGUGUCAUCAGGCGACCUGCAGACGACUGAUAGCUAACUACCUAGGUAAUAGUUAUUCCUUGUAGCAAUUGACAUAAUUGCAAUCCUAUAUGUUAUUUCAGUAUGUUUGAAGUUUUUUAUUAUAGUUAUCUCAGAUCAGUUGGAUAUUAUUUUGAUACAGAGGUCUACUUAGUUAUUUGAUGUAGGUUUAUUUAUUUUAGAUAAUUUUCUGAUUACUAAUUUUGUUAAUACAUCAAACUAUUCAGCUGUAUUUUUAAUUUUACUUAUAGAAAUAUAGAUUUUAAAUA